Molecule: messenger RNA, 1026 nt
Organism: Meyerozyma guilliermondii ATCC 6260
Lineage: Eukaryota; Fungi; Ascomycota; Pichiomycetes; Serinales; Debaryomycetaceae
Product: SDR family oxidoreductase
Exons: 1
Coding region: 1-1026 (341 amino acids)
Molecular function (GO): oxidoreductase activity, acting on the CH-OH group of donors, NAD or NADP as acceptor
Source: RefSeq, a predicted model, not a curated record
AUGACCACCGCUUUUGUGUCUGGAGCCACCGGCUUCAUUGCUCAGCACAUUGUGAAGCAAUUGCUUGCUGAAAAUUUCACGGUCGUGGGAACUGUCAGAUCGCAACAAAAGGCCGAUAAAUUGCUGAAACUAUUCAACAAUGAUAAGCUUCAUCUUGAGAUUGUUCCAGACUUGACAGCUCCAAAUGCAUUUGACGAGGCAUUGGAGAAGCAUCCAGAGACUUCGAUAUUUCUUCAUACCGCAUCACCAGUGCUGUUUGGAGGAAAGGACCCCGAGAAGGAUUUCUUGCUUCCUGCCAUUGAAGGCACAAAAAAUGGGUUGAGAGCAAUUCAGAAACACGGUCACAACGUCAAGAGGGUUGGGCUCACAUCUUCCUAUGCUGCUGUGGGAAAUACGUUGGAAACUCCUCCUAAAGGUACGGUUAUUACUGAGGAAAGCUGGAACCCAAUUACCUGGGAACAGGCUCUCAGCAAUGAGCUGGCUGCCUAUGCUGGUUCAAAGACGUUUGCUGAGAAGGCUGCGUGGGAAUUUGUGGAGAAAGAGAAGCCCCAGUUUACCCUUUCGGUAGUUAACCCUACCUAUGUUUUUGGUCCUCAGGCUUUCGAUGAAACAGUGAAAGGUGAGUUGGGAUUUUCUUCGGAUUUGCUCAAGUCUGUUCUUUCUUUCAAGCCAGGAGAUACCGUCAAGGAGUUCAAAGGAGGCUUUAUUGAUGUGCGAGAUGUAGCCAAGGCACAUAUAGUUGCUGCCCAAACCGACGAAAUUCAAGGAAAAAGGUUGCUUUUGACCGAGCAUCGAUUUACCUUCCAAAUGAUUUUGAACAUUGUACGUGAAAAAUUCCCUGAACUCCGUGACAGUCUUGCAGUAGGUGAACCUGAAAGGGCCCAUGAAGGGCUCAGUGACCUUAUUGUGGACAAUUCGAAAACAAAGAAGAUUUUGGGAUUCAAGUUCAUCAGUCUUGAAGACGAUGUCUAUGACUCUGUUCUGCAACUUUUAAAGUACAACGACUUGGAGGAUCUUAGAAAUUAG